AUGUCAACCUCAGCCCCCAAACAACAGCACCAAGCCUUCUGGGGAUCUGUAUUCGAGAAACACAAGCGCCGUGUCCAAGAUAAUGUCGCCGUCAGCAUGGUGCACACUCAGCAGCAACUCCUUUGGCAAGGAGAUACGAAGAAUCCGCUUUCGAGAGCCCAUAACAAGAGCAUUGCGGCGCUGACAAGAGCCAACAAACAUAUCAGAAUGACGAGCAGCGGUAGUCAGAGGGGGGGAAGCGUUGGUGGGGAUGGCAGUGGUAACGCUGGCAGGGAGGGCACGAGGGGUAGCAGCAGCGGCCCAAAACUUCGAGCAUUGCUACCAAGCACCCCCGGAGGACCGUCCAAGCGACCGCCAUCACCGACCGGUCCCGGGGGAAGGAGAACAAAGAGAGCAGCUGUGGCAGCUGCUUGUCAGAAGGUAUCUGAGAGACCUUACUUGUUUGGGCAAGGCGAGUGUGAUGGAGUACGCCCAGUGUGCGCCUCGUGCGCGGCCACAAAAGUCAUAUGCGAGUAUUCGGUCCCAGAGGGGUUUUCUCAACGGGAUGCCGAGCGUCAAGCAUAUCAACAGAUAAAGGCUGAUUCCCAAGCCAACCAAGAGGCCGUGUCCAAGGCCAAACGAGAACUAAGAGCCCUUGUAGAUGAGCUGCGCCAAAAUGGACAGGAUUCCAAGAUCUGGCAGCAUAUCAAAGACGCUCCGUCUCUAGACGAUGCCGUUCGUGUUGUAAGCAGAACCCUCGACACUGCUCCGCAGGGAGCCGACGAUAGCCAAGAGAAGGUUGACGAGCCCAUGGUUCGACCCCAGCUCAGGCCCGGCGAAUCCAGUGGCUACGAAAUCGACUUGCAGCCGACCGAGAUUGACAUCGCGCGCUGGACUGGUAGUGGAGAAGACUUGAACGGUCUACUUACCCACCUCCUAAGCCUUUUCUGGACUUGGGACAACACCGUUUCACCCAUCAUCGAUCGAUGCAUGUUCCUCGAGGACCUCCAGUCUGAUUUAGCACACUCGGGAAACCUCCCACCUGGUGCCAAACAGCUCUUUUGUACGCCUUUUCUUGUCAACUGUGUGUUGGCUGUUGCCUGUUUAUAUUCAACAAAUCCCAACGUGUACAGCGUCCCAACCGACAGCACAUCCCGUGGCAGAUCCUUUGCAGAAGAAUCGAAAAGACUGCUUAAAAAAGAGCUGCCAUCUUUGACUAAACUGCAAGGUAUUAGUCUGCUAUGGCUCUGGGAAUCUUGCGCAGGUGACAUCCAGAUGACCGACGAGUAUCUGGAAACAUAUUUCGAAGAAUACAAGAGUUUGCAACUGAGCGCCAUUGAAAUCCCCUUGGACUUUGAAGAUUGGGAUUCGAGGCAGGGUAGAGAGCUGCAGGCCUUAUCUCAGAUAAUCUGGGGCAUGUAUUUCGCACAUGCAAGGAUGGCCACAACUUUCCAAGCGCCUUUCCGUGCACUAAGACCGCGAAUACGGCAAAUAUUUGCGGACGAGGACAUACCGCAUAUUUCCGACGCAGACCCGGCUCACUGGUGGCCCUACCCCGUGAACGAUUACCGUCACCUUCGGCCUUUGCACUAUCGUAGGCUACUCGUUGCUCGAUGCGAAUUGUCAACAAUUAUCGAGGAGGCCAACAAGUUGCUCAGUCAUGGUAGGUUCAAGGGCGAUCCUACCUCAAUGGAGAUAGCGCGGUCUACAAGUAGGGAGUGCUAUGUGGCGCUCGUUCGGUGGAAAGUCGACUUGCCCGAGUAUUUGAAAGCCGAAUACUCCACACUGCCUGUCGUCAUUCUUCUUCACACGUUGUAUGACUCUGCUCUUAUAGAGCUUUUCAACCCCCUGAUGGAGCAUUAUUACGACGACAGAACCAUUGCCCCAUCGACCCCCAAGCAACUCCGGUUCGCCGCCAACUUCUCCUUGAUUCACCAUGUCUGCGUAUAUAGGGUGUUGUACUCGGCCAAGCACGAAUACUCGAUCCUCCAAGCCUGUCUCAAGGCUGCAAUCACUGCGUUGUAUGACCUGAACGAUGGCGGCGUCGACAUCUUCCUCCGGGCCUGCCAGGGGCUGUACGAGGCGGGUGAGUUCCUCAAGCUUGCCAACACCUUCUUGGCCGUCACCAAGGGGCUUAUCAAGACAAACAGUCUUAGUUUGCCGCCAGAAGCAGCUAUAGUUGAGAAAAAGUUCUACCACGAGCUCCAGUAUCGCCCAUUCACACCCUUCAAAGAGGACGGCCGCCUGCUCAUGUACUGGCCCAAGAGGGUGGUUGAUCACGAGUUUUUGGCGCUCAUCGAGGGCGCGGAGCUGCUGUCUAUCGAAGGGAGUGCACCCCGAUAGGAGGCUCACACGACGCAAUCCGAUCUCGGGGGAUUCCUGCCACGGUAGACAUAAAUGGCAAAAGGAAGUACACCAUGUAUAUAGCUUUGAAGGUGACAAGCGAUACGUAUGAAGUAAUGCUUUUUCGUUGAUUUUACCUUGAACAUAACCUACCCUCGAAACAAAAAAAAAAAAGGUCUAACUUGAUGUACAUUCAGACAUUAAAAAUUCUCCCAGAACCCGCCAGCACUUUAUGCAGGAGCACUCCACCUCAUGUCCAUCUGCUUUUUUCUAACCUAUAUUUCAACAAAAGUCUCUUGUUAGAACAUGGAUCGACGUUGAUAAUGAUGAGGCUGAUCUUGUUGAAGCCCUUGCCGAGUAUGUCAAAGACAUAACUAGGCGCGACGCGGGUGACGUAGACGUCGACGCCGUAGGCGAGCACCAGGCUCGUGCUCUCGACGAUGGCGGGGCUCGUGACGAUGCGCCUGACGCCGAGGAUCUCGAGCUCGUGCGACACGACCGUCUUGGGGUCGAUCUCGAUGGCGGGCGCGUAGCGGGACAGUCCCUCCUCGAGCUCCUGGGGGGUGGGGUCGCGGCCGACGGGGCGGCGGGGCUCGAGCCAGCCGCGGUGGAAGCCGGCGAUCUGGCGCGAGUGCGGCAGGUAGGCCAGCAGCUGGCGGCUCGAGAUGCCCUGCCUGGUGACAGAGAGUGCCAGGGCCGAGAUGGGGGCGCCGAGCACCCACGUCUGGCUCAAGACCUUGGGCAGGGGCAUCGGGGCGGUUGGGUCGUCGAGGGGCGCGAUGGACGAGAAGUUGGCGGCGUCGCCGAGCGGGCCCCUAUCGUCUGGGUACUCGGACUCGUAGAGGUCUGUGACGGUAAGCAGGUGGCCCUUGAUGGCCUGGUUGGGGUCCUCGCGGAGGGUGUAGUCGCCAAACAUGGUGCAGAUGAAGAAGUUCUCCGACAUGGUGCACGAGGCCGGCUGAGUGGUGUCGAUGCCCUCGUACGUCGACGAAGACAGCGUCUCGCCCGAAACGGUGUCGAGGAGGUACGUGGUCAUGGUCGAAGCGGUGGGGUUGGCCGUGAGUACGACUAUAGUGUUUGGGUUGAGAUAUUUGUAUAGGACACGGCGGUCGCCGAGAAUGCGGCCGAUGGAAGCUACGGGGUCGUGCUGGGGACGCUUGGCUAUUUCGAUAAUUGUCUCGCCCUUAGGUGCAGUGAAUACCCAUGUGGUCGCCUCUUUAGCCUCAGUGCUAUCCUUUUCAGUCAGGAAUUUGACACCACGAAGAGACGUUUCACCGCUGCGGACGACAAGAGUCUGCUUCGGGGCCUUGUCUGCAGCGAGAGGUCCAAUCUGGCCGUCCUUGGGAAUGGACAAAAGGUACGGUCCCGAGGCGCUAUCAACCAGGGCAACACUUUGGAGCUGGGAUGUCGAAUCAGCAGCAGUGGUAUCCAGGACUUGGCCAUUGUCUGUCUUCAAAACCAAGGUUUGGCCACUGCUGGAACGGAUAGUGACCGUGCCCUGGGAGUUAUCAACAUUCAUGCCCUGGACAUCCCAGUUGGAGGAAUCCUCCACCUUGUGUCGCCACAGAGUUUGACCACGAUCGCCAGCAUUCAAGCCGUAGAUGCUGCCGCGCUCAGUGGCAAUGACGAUAAUCUUGUUGAAGCCGAAACCGUCUCUCUCAAGCUUCUUGUCGUUACCGCCCACAUGGGUGCCCAGCAGACUGUUGAUGAAGCGCUGUGGAAGCUUGUUGAGAUAAUCGGGCAGGUGCUCCAGGUCAUUGAUAUGACGCUGGACCCUGUGAAUAUAAGCAGACACGGGACUGCUGUGUGCCUCGGCCUCGAGGGACUUUGCGAGCUCCUCCGACUCUGGUAUCUCGGCCCAGGCACCCGCGACGGCUGCGGUGAGACCUUCAGGCUUCGACCACGCCACCUGGCCGUUCUGGACCAUGACCCAGUCGUCGGCGUCGGUGAGGGCCGCAGCGCGCACCGCGAAGCUGGAUUCGGACUUCUUGAUGACUUCAGACACUGCGUGGACAGCGUUGACGACGUUGUCCUCAGCAACCUUGCCAGACUUGAGAGCCCAGCGGGCAAGGGGCUUCUCGGAUGUGGAGGCGAGAAGGAUCGCCUCGCUCUGCGUGAUGCGGGUAAAGUAGACAUUGGCGCCGUCAGAGCUGGUCGAGAAGGCACCCUUGCCGGCGAGCAACGGUAGGUCGUAGGCCUUUUUGACGGCAGCGGUCUUCAGGUCGAUGUGGAAGACCUCGGCCGUGUUGGAACUGUCGGUGCGCAUGUGGACAAGGAAGUGAGGGUCCGACUGAAUCGAGUGAGGGGCAUGGAUCUCGACCGACUUGGUGCCAGCUGCAAGGGGAAAGUCAUGCUUGGCCUUGGUUCCCAAGACGUUGACUCUGAGUGUGGUAAGUGCAUUAUCGGUCCACGCAACAAUGGGCAUGGCCGAGUUUGCACCGACUAGGAUAAGGUCCUUGGAGCUCUGGAUGUCCGACUUGGUCGCAAUGCUGAUGUCGUCCAUCCUCUUGCCGGUGGGCACGUCGAGGACGGCAACCUUGAGGCCAUAGGAGCCCGGCGACCCGUGCAGACCAACCACAAACACCUUCUGGAGGUCGGUGCUGACCUGCAGAGGCAGAUCCUUGGUCACCUCACGGAACUCCCAGACCACGGCGCCAUCGGUGCCACGCAGCCUCCGCAGUGUCGUGACCCCGCCGUCCUCCUUGUAGUACAGCACCAGCACGUCCUUGUGCCCCUCGCCCUCAACGGCCAUCUCCAUGACCUCAAGAUCGCGCACCUCCUCGCCUGCAAAGUCGCGCGACCAUAUGUUGCGGCCGUUGACGGCAUCCCAGGCCUGCACUGUGUCCCCAGAGGCACUGGCGACCCAACCCUCGCCCUCGGCGGCCCUCAGGUGGCGUACGCCGUCGGCAUCUUCGGGGAGCUGCUGGCGCCAGAGCGCGGCACCGCUGCUCGGGUUGAUGGCGCCGAGGAUGCCGAGGUCGGAGAGGGUGUAGAGGAGGGAGGCGCGGUCAUCGCGGCGCGGGCGGUGGAAGAAGGUCGUGUCCUGUUGCGGCAGCCCAACGAGCUCAUGAUGGAAGUCAAUGUCGCCCACUUCAUCCUUGUACACUGCCAGCGCCGCCGGCAGCGCCGACAGUACCAGUGUUAAUAUCGGUCGCAUGAUGGUGCAGCGUAGG
Pyricularia grisea is the source of this 5495-nucleotide messenger RNA. RefSeq lists its product as uncharacterized. Gene Ontology annotation, biological process: regulation of DNA-templated transcription; DNA-templated transcription. NCBI's taxonomy places the organism in Eukaryota, Fungi, Ascomycota, Sordariomycetes, Magnaporthales, Pyriculariaceae. The transcript is spliced from 7 exons. Gene Ontology annotation, molecular function: zinc ion binding; DNA-binding transcription factor activity, RNA polymerase II-specific; DNA binding. The coding region runs from base 1 to 2322 and encodes 773 amino acids. The record is from RefSeq and is a predicted model, not a curated record.